Messenger RNA from Lathyrus sativus (Indian pea), 942 nucleotides. The record is from the annotation of a GenBank genome assembly. Lineage: Eukaryota; Viridiplantae; Streptophyta; Magnoliopsida; Fabales; Fabaceae.
AUGCCAACAGUUGUACCUUGGAAACUCCUAUGUUUCUUUUUUGUUCUUUUCACUUUGUUAUCUUGCACUUUCUCUAACAUAUUCACCAUAACAAACAAUUGUCCAUAUACUAUAUGGCCCGGCACGCUUGCCGGCGCAGGAACGCCGCCGCUUCCUACGACCGGAUUCCAGCUUGACUCAGGUCAAGCUGUGAAACUAACUAGUGUUCCUGGUUGGUCAGGUCGGAUAUGGGCAAGGACCGGUUGCACAUUUGAUGCAACAGGAAUUGGGAAAUGUCAAACAGGUGAUUGCGGUGGAAGGCUUGAAUGUGACGGGAAUGGUGCGGCUCCACCAACUUCACUCUUUGAGAUUACACUUGGACAAGGUAACCAACAAGAUUACUAUGAUGUUAGCAUGGUUGAUGGCUACAAUUUGCCAUUGCUUGUUCUACCAAGAGGUGUAUAUGGUAAAAGUGCCUGUAAUUCUACAGGUUGUGUGACUGAUCUUAACAGAGGUUGUCCAAAAGAACUUCAAGUAGUUGAUGGUGAUGGAUACCAAGGUAGUGUAAUUGGUUGUAAGAGUGCCUGUGAAGCAUUUGGAUCAGAUCAGUACUGCUGCAGUGGACAAUUUGCUAAUCCAACAAUAUGCCAACCUUCCUAUUAUUCCACAAUUUUCAAGAAGGCUUGUCCAAGAGCUUAUAGCUAUGCAUUUGAUGAUGGAAGCAGCACUUUCACCUGCAAAGCUUAUGAAUAUGACAUUGUGUUCUGUCCUACCAGUACCAAGAUUAACAAACCAAAUGGCGCAUUUCCUUCACCACCACCGCCAUCAAUUGACUUUCCUUACGAGAAGGUUCAGCAAGACAGUUCUUCUUCAAGUAUUAUUAUCUUGCCCUUACAAGAAACAAUGUUUCUCCUAGUUGCUACAAUCUCUAUGUUUAUAGUGAAGACAUGGCCGCUGAUUUGA